AUGGAUCCAAAGCUUACAGGAAACGACUAUGUCCAGGAAACAAAAGCCUCCGAUGGCGAAGUCGAGCCAUCGAAGAGGAACUCUAUCACGGGCGAUGUCUUCGUCCACGACAAUGGUGCGGACACCGACCUUCGACGUAUUCUCAGCACCCGCCAUCUUACCAUGAUUGCGUUGGGUUCCAGUAUCGGCAUGGGAUUGUGGUUAGGUUCUGGUACAUCCUUGAUCAAAGGCGGUCCAGCAGGUAUAUUCCUAGGGUACUGUCUAUCCGGCGCAAUGAUCUGGGCCGUGGCACACUCCAUUGGUGAGAUGGCUGUCAUGUACCCGCUGCCUUCUGCCUUUGUUCAGUGGACGGGCAAGUUUGUGGACCCUUCUGCUGCAUUUGCUCUUGGAUGGGCAUACUACUUCUCUUUUGCCAUCACCAUUGCCAAUGAGCUAGCUGCAGCGAACACUAUUAUUAGCUUCUGGACCGAUAAAGUGCCCGUCGCAGCUUGGAUCACGAUCUGGUGGGCAGUUCUUAUACUCGUGAACGUUGGUGCUGUCACCAUCUUCGGCGAAGUUGAGGUUGUUUGCAGUGCAAUCAAAUUCAGCUGGAUCUUCGUGGUCAUCAUAUCUCUUAUUGUUGUAUCUGCUGGUGGUGGACCUAACCAUGAGUCGGUUGGUUUCCGUUACUGGAACGAUACGCCGUUCACAAAUGGCUUUAAAGGAUUCCUUUCAGUCAUGCCGACAUGUAUAUUCGCCAUGGCUGGAUCGGAAAAUGCUGGUCUUGUUGCUGCUGAAACUUUGAACCCACGCAAAUCCGUCCCACGUGCUGUUGGUUCCAUCUGGUUAAGGCUGGCACUUUUCUAUCUCCUCGGAUCCUUGAUGGUUACCAUCAACGUUUCGCCAUUUGACGAAGAUCUCUUCGGUGGGGUGGGGACAAAUGCGUCUCCUUUCGUCGUUGCAUAUCGUAAUGCAGGGAUCCCAGCCCUCGCCCACAUGAUGAACGCCAUCAUUCUCCUAUCGGUUAUCUCCUGCGGUUCCAUUUCCAUCUACGCCGGUGCCCGUACAGCAAUGGGACUGGCAUACCUUGGCAUGGCGCCCAAGCAAUUCAAAAAAGCCGAUAAACUUGGGCGCCCAUGGUGGGCUCUCAUCCCUAUCGUCGUCAUCGGUGGCGGUCUCGGCUAUCUCAACGUCAACAACUCAGGAGCAAAGGUCUUUGGAUGGUUAUCAAACCUAACUUCUUUAUUUACCCUAGCGGGCUGGGGAAUGAUUUGUCUCUCUCAUAUUCGCUUCCGGUAUGCCUGGAAGUUGCAAGGUCGCGAGGUUUCGGAGCUGCCAUGGAAAAGUUGGACAUACCCUUACGCGGCGUGGUUCGGCUUCAUCAUGUGCGUCGUGCUCAUUAUUGUCCAGUUCUACCUUGCAGUAUGGCCACUGGGUGGUACCGCAACUGCCGAGUCAUUCUUCGCAAACUACAUCUCGAUCCCUGUCCUGUUGGUGCUAUGGGGUGGCGCGAAAGUCUACUAUCGCGGCCGCAGAUGGGUCGACCUUAGUACCGUCGAUUUAGACUAUGGACGACGAUUCUACCAUGAUGAACUGGAUAAGGAGAAGGGUCAGAAGAAGGGUGUCAAGGGUGUUGCUUAUAAGACACUUGGUGCUAUCUUCAACUAG
Exophiala bonariae is the source of this 1647-nucleotide messenger RNA. RefSeq lists its product as uncharacterized. NCBI's taxonomy places the organism in Eukaryota, Fungi, Ascomycota, Eurotiomycetes, Chaetothyriales, Herpotrichiellaceae. The transcript has 3 exons. Gene Ontology annotation, biological process: amino acid transmembrane transport. The coding region runs from base 1 to 1647 and encodes 548 amino acids. The record is from RefSeq and is a predicted model, not a curated record. Gene Ontology annotation, cellular component: membrane. Gene Ontology annotation, molecular function: amino acid transmembrane transporter activity.